This is a messenger RNA of Aspergillus viridinutans, 462 nucleotides long. RefSeq lists its product as uncharacterized. Lineage: Eukaryota; Fungi; Ascomycota; Eurotiomycetes; Eurotiales; Aspergillaceae. The transcript has 2 exons. The record is from RefSeq and is a predicted model, not a curated record. Bases 1 to 462 code for a protein of 153 amino acids.
AUGGAAAGCAGCGGCCUGCGCGGUCUUACCCGACGAGCCCUGCCCGAAAGCCUAAAAACCCACGCUCAAACCGCACAGCAUGUCAUCUCAAGCAUGAUGGGGAUCCGCCAGACUUUGCUCUCGGCGGUCCUCUUCGACGUACACCCUGUCUGCUCGCCACUGGUGAGCGAGCUGGUUGCAGAUUACCAAACGGGUACUGGCUUGCCCGAGCGUCCUCAUCGCGAUGCAUACAUCAUCGUUUUGCUUCCCGGAGAAUCGACGAUUGGGAAACAGCAUGAUCUGUUACUUCUUCCUCUAUCGCGGGCUGGGAAUCCGGUAGUCAGCGUAGUGGAUGUUGAGGGGAAGGUCCUGGAGAUGGACUGGGAGGCCCAGGAUUACUUCCGAAUAAAUGAAAUGUGUAGAUUCCGCGUCUCGGAACAUGGGAGGAUCAGUGCCCUGUGUGUGGUGUUUCCUCGGACUUGA